Molecule: messenger RNA, 2349 nt
Organism: Lasiodiplodia theobromae
Lineage: Eukaryota; Fungi; Ascomycota; Dothideomycetes; Botryosphaeriales; Botryosphaeriaceae
Product: Oligopeptide transporter OPT superfamily
Exons: 3
Coding region: 1-2349 (782 amino acids)
Biological process (GO): transmembrane transport
Molecular function (GO): oligopeptide transmembrane transporter activity
Source: RefSeq, a predicted model, not a curated record
AUGGAGUCGGAUGAGGAUCUCACUCUACACAGAUGUCCAAGGAGGUUGAGCAGAGGAUCCGGGGUGGGAUUUGCGGAUGACUUUGAAAUGACAUCCUUUUCCGAUGACGACAGCAAACAGGACCCCGCCGAUAGUCUCGACGAUCGUACCGAUGCGGCUUCUGCGGAGCACCUGAAGCCCCAAGGGAAUCAAGAUCUUGCCUCCGAAAUUCUCCAUGCCGAGGAUGACCCUUCACUGAAUGCCUUGACGUUCCGAACGUGGUUCAUUGGCAUUGUCUUAGGAGUCUUCGGUGCAAUUGUGAACACAAUAUACUAUUUCCGCUCCCGUACGCUCGACAUUUCCAAAGUCCUCUUAGUUUUGGCAGCGUAUGUGCUUGGAACCUUUAUGGAGAGGUCCAUUCCAAGAUGCGGAUUCGUCGGGCGCUGGCUUAAUCCACAUCCGUUCAACUCCAAAGAACAUACCGCAGCCGCCAUCAUUGCCUCGUCCGCAUCACAAGUUGCGCUUGCUGUCCAGAUCAUUGCCGCCCAAAAACUGUACUACGACAACGCACCGAGAGUCUUGCGACGAGCCGUCGUGUAUCCUUCUAAGAUGUUCUGGCCAGUAUUGUUGCCCGUCAGCUCACUCCUCGAAACCCUCCACAAGGACGCCACGCAAACCAGAUACAAGCGUCGGGUGAUGUACUGGACAUUCGCUGUGGUUGUCCUGUGGCAGUUCUUGCCAGAGUACAUCAUGCCAAUUUUGACUGGCUUCAGCAUCUUCUGCUUGGCAAAUCAAAGCAACACAGUCUUCACCACAAUUUUCGGUGGCUCCAACACAAACGAAGGUCUCGGAUUCCUAUCCUUGGGGCUUGAUUGGAAGUUCAUCACAAGCCAGCCUUUGUGGCUCCCACUGCAAACUUUGACGAACAACUUCAUUGGAUAUCUCAUCUGCAUCGUUCUAUUCGCCGGCGUCUAUUACGGAAAUGUUUGGCGCGCAAAAGACUUCCCUUUCAUGUCACAUUUGCUUUACUCAGAGAAGUCCACGAGCUCGGACUUCAUCCCGCACCGUCAGAAUAAGACGUUUGACCUGCAGGCUAUGCUCGAACCUGGCGUGGCGGAUGGACUGCAUCUGCCGUUCUUUGCAGGUACAUUCGCAGCGUCUCUUCUCACGAACAGCCUCUACAUCACCUCCACCAUUGUGCAUCUUCUGCUCUGGAACUGGUGCGAUAUACGAAAGGUCUGGGAAUUCAUGUAUCCCCAGAAGCUUCACAAGCUCAUAACCUCGACUUUCUGGACCAGCAAUCCGGAGGUGGUCGAGCAUAACGAAGUGGAUCACAACCCGCACUAUCAAUUCAUGCGCGCAUAUAAGGAAUGCCCAAACUGGUGGUACGCUGCUGUUUGUACAAUCUCGGUCGUCAUCGGACUUAUCUGCAUUUAUACGGCAGAGACAACGCUUCCUUGGUACGGCUUCUUCAUCAGCAUCCUCCUCGCUGGCCUCCUCUCUCCCUUCUUCGGAGCCCAAGCCGCACUCACCGGUUACCAGGGUAGCGUCCAAUCCCUCAUGCACCUCCUCGGCGGUUUCAUUCACCCGGGAAACCCAACCGCAAAUCUCUACUUCACUCUCUUCGGCCACGCCUCCAUCACUCAAGCCCUCAGCAUGGCGCAAAAUCUCAAGCUCGGCCAAUACACCAAGCUCCCGCCUCGCGUCACCUUCACCUCCCAACUCGUCGGCACCCUCAUCGGCUCGAUAAUCAGCUACGCCGCCAUGGCCACAAUAGUCAACGACCAACGCACCAUCCUCCUCAACCCCCACGAUUCCGCCACCACCGCCUGGUCCGCCGCCAAAAUCUCGCACCUCCACACCCAGGCCACCGCCUUCGGCCUCCACGGCCGCUCUCUCUUCUCGCUCCCCUCGUCCCGCUAUGCCGCCAUCCCAGUCAGCCUACUCCUCGGCCUCGCCCUGCCCCUCCCAACCUUCCUCCUCUCCCGAGCCUUCCCCUCGCAUCGCCUCGCCUACUCCUACCUCAACACCCCGCUCGUCGCCGCCUCCGCCGGCGUCCUGGCCGCGCUCCCCUCCACCAGCGCCGCGGCGACCUACUUCGCCCUCGGGUUCGCGAGCCAGUUCUGGCUGCGGCGCUACAGGCCGGCCUGGUUCGUCAGGUACAACUACCUGGUCGCCGCGGCCGUGGAUGCCGGCGCGCAGGCGUGCGCGGUCGUGGUCAUGGGCGUGUUCAGAGGCGGGUUGGGGAGCUGGGCUGACGUCGCCAUGCCGGCGUGGUGGGGCAACAAUGUGGGUGGGAACUUUGAUCGGUGUGCGAGCGUCGACGGGGUGGGCGUGGUGAGGGAUGUCGCUGGUAGUGGGAGCUUGUGA